This is a messenger RNA of Marmota flaviventris (yellow-bellied marmot), 3275 nucleotides long. RefSeq names its product phosphoribosylglycinamide formyltransferase, phosphoribosylglycinamide synthetase, phosphoribosylaminoimidazole synthetase (gene Gart). Gene Ontology annotation, molecular function: ATP binding; metal ion binding; phosphoribosylglycinamide formyltransferase activity. Gene Ontology annotation, cellular component: cytosol. Gene Ontology annotation, biological process: adenine biosynthetic process; 'de novo' IMP biosynthetic process. NCBI's taxonomy places the organism in Eukaryota, Metazoa, Chordata, Mammalia, Rodentia, Sciuridae. The record is from RefSeq and is a predicted model, not a curated record.
CGGGGCCACUUCCGGCGAGCAGCGAGUGCGAGCGGCUUGGCCGUGGAUAUAGACAGCGAUGGCAGCUCGAGUACUUGUCAUUGGCAGUGGCGGAAGGGAACAUGCGCUAGCCUGGAAGCUUGCACAGUCUCAUCAUGUCAAACAAGUGCUUAUUGCCCCAGGAAAUGCAGGCACUGCCUGCUCUGAAAAGAUUUCAAAUACUGACAUCUCGAUCACUGAUCAUACUGCCCUUGCUCAAUUCUGCAAAGAUGAGAAAAUUGAAUUUGUAGUUGUUGGACCAGAGGCACCUCUGGCUGCUGGAAUUGUUGGGGACCUGACCUCUGCAGGAGUACGAUGUUUUGGCCCCACAGCAGAAGCAGCUCAGUUAGAAUCCAGCAAAAGAUUUGCCAAAGAGUUUAUGGACCGACACAGAAUCCCAACUGCACAAUGGAGAGCUUUCACCAAACCUGAAGAGGCCUGUAGCUUCAUUAUGAGUGCGGACUUCCCUGCUUUGGUUGUGAAGGCCAGUGGUCUUGCAGCUGGGAAAGGAGUGAUUGUUGCAAAGAGCAAAGAGGAAGCCUGCAAAGCUGUACAGGAGAUCAUGCAGGAUAAAGCUUUUGGAGCAGCUGGAGAAACAAUUGUUGUUGAAGAACUUCUUGAAGGAGAAGAGGUGUCUUGUCUGUGUUUCACUGAUGGGAGGACAGUGGCCCCCAUGCCUCCAGCACAGGACCAUAAACGAUUACUGGAGGGAGAUCAAGGCCCCAACACAGGGGGAAUGGGAGCCUAUUGUCCCACACCUCAGGUUUCUGAGGAUCUGUUACUAAAAAUUAAAAAUACUGUCCUUCAGAGGACAGUAGAUGGCAUGCAGCAAGAGGGUACUCCAUACACAGGGAUUCUUUAUGCUGGCAUAAUGCUGACCAAGGAUGGCCCAAAAGUUUUGGAAUUUAAUUGCCGUUUUGGUGAUCCAGAGUGCCAAGUAAUCCUCCCACUUCUUAAAAGUGAUCUUUAUGAAGUAAUUCAGUCCACCUUAGAUGGCCUGCUGUGCACGUCUUUACCCAUUUGGCUAGAAAACCACACUGCCAUAACUGUGGUCAUGGCAAGUAAAGGUUAUCCUGGAGCUUACACCAAGGGUGUGGAGGUAACAGGGUUUUCUGAGACUACAGCUUUAGGACUAGAAGUGUUCCAUGCAGGCACUACCUACAAAAAUGGCAGAGUGGUGACCAGCGGGGGAAGAGUCCUUACAGUAACAGCCAUUCAUGAAAACCUCAUAUCUGCCCUUGAAAAAGCCAAGAAGGGACUCACUGCUAUAAAGUUUGAGGGAGCAAUUUACAGGAAAGACAUCGGCUUUCGCGCCAUAGCUUUCCUUCAGCAGCCCAGGGGCUUCACUUACAAGGGAUCUGGGGUAGACAUUGCAGCUGGAAAUAUGCUGGUUAAGAAAAUAAAGCCUUUAGCAAAAGCCACCUCCAGACCAGGCUGUGACGUAGAUCUUGGAGGUUUUGCUGGUCUUUUUGAUUUGAAAGCGGCUGGUUUCAAAGAUCCUCUUCUGGCCUCUGGAACUGAUGGUGUUGGAACUAAACUCAAGAUUGCCCAGCUGUGCAAUAAACACAAUACAAUUGGUCAAGAUUUGGUUGCAAUGUGUGUAAAUGAUAUUCUGGCACAAGGAGCAGAGCCCCUCUUCUUCCUUGAUUACUUCUCCUGUGGAAAGCUUGACCUUAAUAUGUCUGAAACCGUCAUUGCCGGAAUUGCUACAGCUUGUGAACAGGCUGGAUGUGCUCUCCUUGGAGGUGAAACAGCAGAAAUGCCCGACAUGUAUCCUCCUGGAGAGUAUGAUCUAGCUGGUUUUGCUGUUGGUGCUAUGGAGCGGGAUCAGAAACUGCCUCACCUGGAAAGGAUCACUGAAGGGGAUGUUAUUGUUGGAAUAGCUUCAUCUGGUCUCCACAGCAAUGGAUUUAGCCUUGUGAGGAAAAUUGUGGCAAACUCUUCCCUGCAGUACUCCUCUCCAGCACCUGAUGGUUGUGGUGACCAGUCCUUAGGGGACUUACUUCUAACUCCAACCAAAAUCUACAGCCGUUCUUUGUUACCUGUCAUACGUUCAGGACAUGUUAAAGCCUUUGCUCAUAUUACUGGUGGAGGACUACUGGAAAACAUUCCCAGAGUUCUCCCUCAGAAAUUUGGGGUGGAUUUAGAUGCCCAGACAUGGAGGAUCCCCAGGGUCUUCUCAUGGUUACAGCAGGAAGGACAGCUCUCUGAAGAAGAGAUGGCCAGAACAUUCAACUGUGGUAUUGGAGCUGUCCUUGUGGUAUCAAAGGAUCAGACAGGGCAGAUUCUAAAUGAUAUUCAACAGUGCCAGGAAGAAGCCUGGGUGAUUGGCAGUGUGGUUGCAUGUCCUGAAGGUUCCCCUCGUGUGAAAGUCAAGAAUCUGCUCGAAACCAUGCAAAUGAGCAAGUCAGUGUCAGUGAACGGCUCCUUGAAAAAUCACUUCUCUGCCCAACCAAAAAAGGCAAGAGUGGCUGUCUUAAUAUCUGGAACAGGAUCGAACCUCCAAGCACUCAUAGACAGUACUCAGGAUCCAAAUAGCUACGCACACAUUGUUGUUGUUAUCUCCAAUAAAGCCGCAGUGGCUGGUUUAGAUAAGGCAGAAAAAGCUGGUAUCCCAACCAGAGUAAUUAAUCAUAAAUUAUAUAAAAAUCGGAUAGAAUUUGACAAUGCAAUUGACAAAGUCCUUGAAGAGUUCUCCACAGACAUAGUCUGUCUUGCAGGGUUCAUGAGAAUUCUCUCUGGCCCCUUUGUCAAAAAAUGGGAUGGAAAAAUGCUGAACAUCCACCCUUCCUUGCUCCCUUCUUUUAAGGGUUCAAAUGCUCAUGAGCAAGCCCUGGAAGCUGGAGUCACAAUUACUGGAUGCACUGUACACUUUGUAGCUGAAGAUGUAGAUGCUGGACAAAUUAUUUUACAAGAAGCUGUUCCUGUUAAAAGGGGUGACACUGUUGCAACUUUGUCUGAAAGAGUAAAAUUAGCAGAACAUAAAAUAUUUCCUGCAGCCCUCCAGCUGGUGGCCAGUGGAAUUGUACAGCUUGGAGAAAAUGGCAAGAUCUGUUGGGUCAAAGAGGAAUGAAGCCUCCUAAUUUAGGAAUGGAACCAGUUUUGAAAGAAUUAUGACUAUUUGCUUGGUGCCUUUUAUUCAUGUAUUUAACCUAAUAGAAAAACUGCUAACAGAAAAAGACUUCACCGUUAACCUCAUUCACCAUUUUUUAAUAGAGAAUCAUUAAAAACAAAAUUUGUGCAGGAUAUCCUAGACA